GUUGAGCAGAAAACCAGAAGUUGGAUUUGUUCAUACAGCAGCCAGAGCCUGCCUAUCCACUGAGAAAUCUCUCUCUUUACCAACGUUUGCCUCCUCUGAGGUCUAUUUGGCGUGAAGCUCAGAUGGCCCCUCGAUAAACAUAUUUACUGCAGUUUUAAAGUUUACAUAAAGGAGCAAGUCUUCUAAAUUACAUCCUACACGACUUCUGUUCAGGAAUGACCAAUUGAUUGGCAGUCAUCCACCAGUCUCCUGAGUACAUUUAUGGCGUAAAUCUCAGAGAAAUGGAUUCCAUCACAGCAGAAAAUGUUUCCAGUGGUAUGACUACCUGGAAGCUUGGAACCAAUCAGUCUUUUUCACACAACACAUCAGAAAACAGCAGCAGCUCUACCUGCAUUAUAUUGGAUGCAUGGGAUUGGUUAUAUACAUUUCAGCCUGUGUUUCUCUGGGUCAUUUUUGUCUUGGGAGUGAUAGAGAAUGGCUUUGUCCUCAGUGUUUUGUGUUUCCACAAGAGUCGCUGCACGGUGGCUGAAAUUUACCUGGCAAACCUGGCAGUUUCCGACUUGAUGUUAGUUUGCGGUUUACCUUUCUGGGCCAUUAAUAUCAGUAAUCAGUUUAAGUGGCCUUUUGGCACUUUCCUUUGCAAGGUUGUCAAUGCAAUCAUCUACAUGAACUUUUAUUCUAGCAUUUAUUUUUUGAUGAUGGUGAGCAUCGAUCGCUACCUGGCCCUGGUGAAAACCAUGUCUCUUGGACGUAUGCGACGAGGUACAUGUGCCAAAUGGAAUAGCCUUAUCAUCUGGGUGUCUGCAUUGCUCAUAUGUUCUCCUGCUCUAGUGUUCAGGUCUGUCAGUUAUGUGGAAGAAAUCAAGGGCAGAGCCUGCAUUCUUCAUUAUCCAUCCACACACUGGACAAUUGCAACAAACAUUGUGCUGAAUACUGUGGGCUUUUUGAUCCCACUCUGUGUAAUUACCUAUUGUACUAUUCAAAUAAUCAAAGCCUUACGAGACAACAAAAUACAAAGACUCACAGAACUCCAAACUGAGAAGAGAGCCACCAUCUUGGUCCUUGCUGUCCUUUUGCUGUUUAUCAUUUGCUGGCUUCCUUUCCAGAUCACCACAUUCAUUGACAUAUUAAUUCAGGUCGGCAUCAUUUCUGACUGCAUUACUACAGAGGUCAGUGAAUUGGUGACCCAGGUAGCUACAUACUGUGCUUAUAGCAACAGCUGCCUUAAUCCAGUAUUGUAUGUCAUUGUAGGCAAGCAUUUCAGAAAGAAAUCCAAAGAACUCUACAAAGGCUGCCUGCCUAGGAUAUGCACCAAAUCAGAGUCCAUCCAGAUGGAGAAUUCUUUGGACACUCUUAGAACAUCCAUUUCGAUUGAAUGCCCAAAGAAAAGGUCUGCUUCUUCAUUAGCACGAUAGCACAGUUUUGCUUAUUGCAAAGUUACAAGAAAAUCUUUCAACAUAUCAGUGCGUAAACUGUCCUUAAUAUCCAUCUACUAUGGCACCCCAUUGUGUGCACUGGCUGCAUUCAUUAUGCAUGAAAGCUUGGGGAGCUGAUCUCAAUAAAAAACUCCGUGUAGGCACCUACUUCUACCACCUAAUGGACAACAUUUUUCAUGACUGAAUCACAUUUCAUGAUAUAUUUAUAUAUUCAUGGCUGAAGUUUAUUUGACACACUAUCAUUUUAAAUAUUCAUAUUGCUAACAAAGAUAAGUAUCUGACAUCAGAAUAUAGUUCUCUAAGUAAAGCCAUUUUAUAACAGCUACUGUCAGUAUUAUGAAGCUAACCACAGUACCAUACAUUUGAAAGAAUUCAUUUUUAAUAUAAGGAACAUUUUCAAAUGAGACUAUAGUGAAUGGAAGGUCUUAUAGGAUCAUUAUUUAAAUUGAUGUUCAGCGUCCACAUUAUUUUCCCCCUUUGGUCAAUAAGGUGUUCCAAAUGCUCCAAUCCAAAAAAUGCUGUUUACGUGAUUGCCAGGUUCUACCUUUUGGGGAUUGCUCUGACUUUGGUGGGGGUAGAAUGUAAUGUAACCCUACAUUCCCUAGAGUGGGACAAUUUCUAGUCUUUUAGAUCUGUGUAACCCCCGCUACAUUCAACAAGGGUUGCUGUUCAGGAGCAAAGACCUGUAUUUUCUACCUGUCUGUAAAGAAAAAUUCACAUCUGUGGUGCUGUACAAUACAUACACGAGAAUACAGAUUAGACAUACAUGGGGUAUACUCAUAAAAAAAAAGAAAAAACAGAAGUAUGAUGGAGACAACCGUACAAUAACUGCAUUUGAAAUCAGACUGAUGCUAGUGGAAGAUCUGCAUGAUUAAGGAAUGCAUGAGCACAUUCUUUAUCAUGAAAUAUAGGCUAAAUCAGCACUGUAGAGUUAACUUAGCUACAUGAGUUAACUCCUUGUGAGUAAGCCUAGCUCAAGUGAGAGCAGCCACACUGCAAAAGGAGUCUGGAACUGCACAGAGUGAUUGUGUUAGCAGCUGCUGAAUUGUGCUAACUUGGUCCCCUCCCGAUGGGCUAGCAAAAAGUACCAGACUUGAGUUAAGUGGUUUUGUGUGUGGACAGGUCUUGAGUUAACACUGGAGUUAUGAAGUGAGUUAACUCUGCAGUGAAGACAAGCUCCUUGUGUUCUGAAUAGCCAGUGGUCUAGCAAACUAGCAUUUUGCCUCUGGAAACCUGGUUCAAAACCUGAUUUGGGAUCUAAUCAAAAGCCCACUGAAUUCAAUGUCUUUUCAUUGACUUCAGUGGGCUGUGGAGUAGAUCCCUAAGGUCUCAAGUUAAAACUGAAAUAGACUUGGUCAGAAAACCAUCAGAAUGCUGACAAUCAUUGCCUAACAACCACGCAACUGGAAGUGUUGCUUAUGAAAGGCUGAAGAGGAAAAGCAGCCAUUUGGGAAAGUCCUAUUAAAUUUUAAAAGAAUUAAAUCAACAGGGUUCUAUAGAAAUGUAAAGAGUUCCCUAUAGAUUUCAUGCUAAAAACAGAGUAUUUAAUAAAAAAUGUCCUCCUUUCCAUAGGUUUGUUGAACCAUCCUACAUAAUUCUACAGCAGGGAUAUACUUUUCUGUUCCAUUCCACAUAUGGUCCAAAACACCUAUAGAAAAUAUAUAAUUUUUUCUGAAAUUCUGUAGAUUUUUCAUUAGCUUCUGAAAGUGUUAUUACACCCCUUACCCUCACAAACACACCGUUCACUCACAAACUUUAAAAUAGAAAUAGCAUUUUAAAGCCAUAGAAGCACAAGAGAACUUCCAGUAUUCAGUGCUGAGAAGCAAAAUACCAAAUGAUUUAGAAACUUCUGGACAAAUAACAUUAUUUUAAAGCACAGAAUCAUAGAAAUGUAGCGUUAGAUGUGACUGUGAGGGAUCACCUUGUCCAGCCCCCCUGCACUAAGGCAGGGCCAAGCAUACAUAAACCAUUCCUGUCAAGUGUUUUUCGCACCAGUUCUUAAAAACCUCCAAUAAUGGGAAUUCCACAACCUCCAUUGGAAGCCUAUUCCAGUGCUUAACUAUCAUUAUAGUUAGAAAGAUUUUCCUAAUGUCUACCCUAAAUCUCCUUUGCUGCAGAUUAAGCAGAUUACUUCUUGCCUACCUUCAGUGGACAUGGAGAACAAUUGAUCACAGUCCUCUUUAUAACAGCCUUUAUCACAUUUGAAGACUGCUGUCACAUCCCCCCUCAGUCUUCUUUUCUCAAGGCUAAAUAUGCCCGGGGUUUUUUUACCCUUUCCUUCCAUAUCAGCUUAUCUGAACUUUUUCAUUUUUGUUGCUCAUCUCUGGAUUCCCUACAAUUUGUCUACAUCUUUGUUAAGUGUGAACCCCAACACUUGCCACAAAACUCCAGCUGAGGUCUCAGCGGUGCCAAGUAAAGCUAGAAAAUGACUUUGUGUGUCUUACUUACAACAUUCUUGUUAAUAUGCUCCAGAAUGGUAUUAGCCUUUUUAGCAAUUGCAUCACAUUGUUGGCUCAUAUUUCUUUUGUGAACCCCCACCCCCGGACCCUUAACACCUGUACUACUGCCUAGCCAGUUAUUCCUCAUUUUGUAGUUGUGCAUUUAAUUUUACUUUCCUAAGUGAAAUACUUUGCACCUGU
Molecule: messenger RNA, 4075 nt
Organism: Chelonia mydas (Green sea turtle)
Lineage: Eukaryota; Metazoa; Chordata; Testudines; Cheloniidae
Gene: BDKRB2
Product: bradykinin receptor B2
Exons: 4
Coding region: 282-1415 (377 amino acids)
Biological process (GO): G protein-coupled receptor signaling pathway; neutrophil chemotaxis; smooth muscle contraction
Cellular component (GO): membrane
Molecular function (GO): bradykinin receptor activity
Source: RefSeq, a predicted model, not a curated record